This is a messenger RNA of Symbiodinium natans, 474 nucleotides long. NCBI's taxonomy places the organism in Eukaryota, Dinophyceae, Suessiales, Symbiodiniaceae. The record is from the annotation of a GenBank genome assembly.
AUGGAGGAUGGCCGAGAGAAGCGGCUUGAAGAAGCCUGCGAAUCCCGCAGGUCCUACAAGAACAUGGUCAGGGCGCCUUUGGCAGCAAAGGCCUUCUUUACUGGUAAAAUGGCCGCAGCAUGGGCUGCAAGCAGGCCUUUCGUUGUGCGAAAGCAAGAGCAAAAGGGAAACUCAAGAUCCCAAGAUACUCGGAAUCUGGGCUUCAAGCCCAUGGUUCACAAUGGGCAACUUGAUCAAGCUGAGUCCUCGGAAUCCACCGCCUUUGCUGGAAUCAUUGACUCAACUGACUCCGCCACCUGGCACCAGAAGGACGAAGCUAAGGCUUUAUGUGUGACACAAGGGGCCUUCCAGAUCCUCCUAGUCCAGCAUUCUAUCUUCGACUUCCCCAUCAACCUGCGGCCAGCAAUGAGGCAGCCGAGUGCCCCAACCACCCCAAUCAUCCUUCCGACAGGAGCUCAAAAGCAGAGCGCUUGA